AUGGUUGCCCUCCCCACCUGGGCCCUGCAAGUGGCUUGCUACUACGGUCUUAUAACUUGCAAGACAUCCCCCGGUGUUUGGCCCUCGAAGCCUUCAGUGGUUGCUUAUGAGCCUCCAAGGACCACCGCCACUACUCAUAAGACUACCACCACUACUACUCUCAAGACUACUACGAGUAUUGUGAACCCGGCCACCACCAACACCAGCACCAUUCAUUCAACUACUACUACUGCUGGCUUGACUAUUGCUACUUCUUCUUCGACUUACACUAUUUCUUCGACUACUGUGACAAUCGCUUUGCCCUCUGACACAAGUGUCAUUAUUACCAUUCCCGUCGAGACUAGUUCCACAGUUACAACUUCGCCUUCGAGCUUUGUAACCUCGACCUUAUCAUCCUCGAGUUCUGCUUCUUCCUCGAGCUCACCUACGUCUUCAGCUCUUUCAAGCUCUGUUGAACCUAGUUCUGUUGUUGCUUCCAGUUCUGUUGUUGCUUCCAGUUCUGUUGUUGCUUCCAGUUCUGUUGUUGCUUCCAGUUCUGUUGUUGCUUCCAGCUCUGUUGUUGUUUCCAGUUCUGUUGUUGCUUCCAGCUCUGUUGUUGCUUCCAGUUCUGUUGUUGCUUCCAGCUCUGUUGCUACCACCAGCUCCGCUAUCUCGAGCUCCGCUGUCAUCUCUAGCUCUGCUAUCUCUAGCACCCCUGCCUCCAGUUCAGUCGCUUCAAGCUCUGCUGCUUCUAGUUCCGCUGCCCCUAGCUCCCCUAGCUCCCCUAUCUCUUCGAGCUCUUUGAUCGCAUCUUUGACCUCAUCCGCCAUGUCUUCCUCUGUCGUAUCUAUCUCUGCCUCGGCUAGUGCUUCCGCUACUGCCAUCAGUCAUGCCACCGUUGCCAACAAUAUUUUGGUCAUUGCUAAGGACACCGCUUCCGCUGGUGUUGCCUCCUCUGGUCUUAACGCCUACGGUAUUCCUUUCACUACUCUGAUUGUCCCCUCGACUGGUGUCGAUCUCCCAACUUUGAACACCACCACUGGAGGUAACUUCGGUGGUAUCGUCGUUGCCUCGCAAGUCAGUUACGAGUAUGAUACCACAUAUGCCAGUGCCUUGACCACUGAACAGUGGAACCAGCUUUAUGCUUACCAGCUCGAGUACGGCGUUCGCAUGGUUCAGUACGAUGUCUUCCCCGGUCCUGACUUCGGCGCCACCGACGUGACUGGCUGCUGUAAUUCUGGUGUUGAGCAGUUGAUUUCUUUCACUGAUGUUAGUGACUUCCCUACCUCUGGUCUGAAGACUGGCGCUGGUGUCAGCACUGAGGGUCUGUGGCAUUACCCGGCUACUAUCAGCAACACCACUUCCACCAAGCAGAUUGCUUCUUUUGCCGCCAACAGUGUUGUUGACACCGAAACUGUUGCUGCUGUCAUCAAUGACUUUGAUGGCCGUCAGCAGAUGGUCUUCUUCAUCUCGUUUGAUACUACUUGGAGUGCGACUUCAAGCUACCUGCAGCACGCUUGGAUUACCUGGAUCACCCACGGCUUGCACGCCGGGUACCGUCGGGUCAACCUGAACACCCAGAUUGAUGACAUGUUCCUUGAGACCGACAUCUAUUAUUCCGCAAGCGGGGCUGCUGAGACUUUCCGUAUUCGCACCGAGGAUAUGGAGGGCAUCAAGGAUUGGAUCCCCACUAUCCUCGCCAAGAUGAACGCCGGCAGUGUCUACUUCCCUGAAGUUGGCCACAACGGUAACGGAAACAUUGAGAACUCUUCCAACACCGACGCUGGAUAUACUGCCUGCAAUGGCGGUGCCAUCGAGUACGACUCUCCCGCGGACACUGCCCUCGAGUUCCAGAAACCCCUUGGUACCGGAACUAACCUGUGGCCUGCUAAGCCUACCGUCUACGAUUGGACCGUCGCCUGCACCAAGAUGGAUCCUCUUCUCAACUGGUGGACCACCGCCGAGAAUCUGAACAGCUUCGGUGUCAUCUCUCACACUUUCACACACGAAGAGCAAGAUAAUGCCACUUACUCCGAUAUUUAUAAGGAGAUCAGCUUCAACCAGGCUUGGAUCAAGCAGGUCGGACUCGACCAGGGUGCGCACUGGACCGACAACGGCAUCAUUCCUCCGGCCAUCACCGGUCUGCACAACGGCGACGCUCUCCAGGCCUGGUGGGACAAUGGCAUCACUAACUGUGUUGGUGACAACACCCGUCCCGCUCUUCUGAACACCCAGAACGUUCACUGGCCCUACUGGACCGUGACUGCAACCGACGGUUUCAAUGGUAUGCAGGUCAACCCCCGCUGGGCUACCCGUAUCUACUACAACUGUGAUACUCCGGCUUGUACUCUGCAGGAGUGGAUCGCUACCUCCGCCGGCAGUGGUACCUUCGAUGACCUCCUCGCCACUGAGAAGGCUGACACCAUGCGCCACCUAUUCGGUCUCUACCGUGAGGGCUACAUGUUCCACCAGGCCAACCUGCGAAACGCCGAUGUCGCCGAGAUCACCAUCAAUGGGGUUUCCGCCAAGUACUCCAUCUUCCAGGCCUGGGUCGAAACUCAGGUCCAGGAAUUCGUCCGUCUCGCCGACUGGCCCCUUGUCACCCUCACGCACGCCGAUAUGUCCGCUGGCUUCCUCGCCCGUUACAACCGUGAUAAGUGUGGGUACACUCUCAGCUACACCACUGCCAAUUCUAAGAUAACUGCCGUCACUGUGGGCUCUAGCGACAACAGCUGUGCUGAGCCUAUUCCUGUGACUUUCUCAGUUGCUCCUACUAGCACCCAGGGAUUUACUACCGAGCAGCUCGGCAGCGACCCCCUCACUGUUUGGGUGCAGCUCUCUGGCUCGCCCGUGACUUUCACACUGUCCACUCCUAUUGCUCUUGUCUAA
Molecule: messenger RNA, 2868 nt
Organism: Penicillium atrosanguineum
Lineage: Eukaryota; Fungi; Ascomycota; Eurotiomycetes; Eurotiales; Aspergillaceae
Gene: agd3
Product: putative extracellular serine-rich protein
Exons: 1
Coding region: 1-2868 (955 amino acids)
Source: RefSeq, a predicted model, not a curated record